This is a messenger RNA of Neurospora crassa OR74A, 1221 nucleotides long. RefSeq lists its product as hypothetical. The transcript has 2 exons. The record is from RefSeq and is a predicted model, not a curated record. NCBI's taxonomy places the organism in Eukaryota, Fungi, Ascomycota, Sordariomycetes, Sordariales, Sordariaceae. Bases 81 to 587 code for a protein of 168 amino acids.
CACAACGUGUUUGUUGGCAGCCUCACUCACCAUGGUGAGCGUGUCAGCUACGUGUGCGAGUUUGCCAGAUAACCCCAUGCAUGUUUUCCCCGGGCUCCCAUGCACCACGCAGGAGAGCCUGCAUCCUCGCGCCACCGUGUCUCCCACCGCUCCCUGCUAAAGAUGUCACGACCACAGCAGCGUCGAAUGGCCAUGACCCGUCCCAGUCCAUGGAUUGGCGCCGUUAUCGCGAGCGAGCCCGUGGCCAGCCCGUGGCUAGGCCAGCCCAGGCAUCCUCGAUUAUACUUCGCGAAAUCAUGAAGCCGUCUGUCCAUAACUCCUCGAGCUCAUCGGUUGGGCAGCGCAACGAUGCUCGCUAUAUCGGUUCAUUCUCAACGGAGCGUGUCGCGACAGCAUCCAGGAGAUACAACGGCACCGAUCCCCCAACCGCGAUACUGAGAAACAAGACCGUUGCCAACCGUGGCCUCUCGACCAUACUUUGCCAAGCACGUAGAUUCUUUCCCCAACCGUUCGCUCUCAUCGUUCGAGUCCCGCACUCCCGCUCCGUACGAACCUCCAUCCCGAGGAGACCGUCCUGGAGCCCGUGAAGAACAAAGUGCGAGACCCCCGACCGAUCACCCCCAUAGCGCGAGAAUUUUCGUAACCAACCGUGGUGUCCUCGUUCAUACCUCGACAAACAAUAACAAAGAAGCAUCUUCCCCAUCGGCGUCCGAGCCGACCGUUCGGUUACCGUACCCUCGCUCCCUUCAUCGCUCGAUUCUGAGAAACUGUGAUCGCGACCGUACCCGGAGAAGGAGCACGCUCCAACCUCGCCAUGCGCAUGGCGCGACCAUUACCGCUCAUCCGAGACCAAGCCGAUAUACCUCAACACCGAGCGUUUUGACUCCGAGCCCGUUCAAGCCCGGGGUUCCCCCGUAAGGUUCGCGUCGAGGCGGAAGCGAAAGACAGAAACAAGUGUUGGGAGUAAUGCAUCCACAGAUGAGGCAAAAGGAGGAAUAUAUACCCGAAGAGGUUUGGCUGGAUAGAAUCCACGCAAGGUCCAGGCAAGGAUAUUCCCGAAAGAGAAGGCGAUUCUCGGGGACGGUGAUGUUCGAAGAGGGGUUUACAUGGACCUAGGGUGGACAAAGACUGGGCUGGGAUGUCUCACAAUCUAGGAUUGGAUCCAUACCUCGCCUGGAGGGGCCAUUCAGUGAGGACUUUUGCCAACAAAAUACCUUCUGC